Molecule: messenger RNA, 855 nt
Organism: Dictyostelium discoideum AX4
Lineage: Eukaryota; Evosea; Eumycetozoa; Dictyosteliales; Dictyosteliaceae
Exons: 3
Coding region: 1-855 (284 amino acids)
Cellular component (GO): cytosol
Source: RefSeq, a predicted model, not a curated record
AUGGGUUGCGGAGGAUCAAAACAUCAAGGAACAAUGGGACAUGGUGGUGGUGGUGGAAGUGGUGGCGGAGGUGGCUACAACGGUAAGAAACCAUUAGAAAAUAAAGUUAAAUUCCAACCAAUUAAAGAUAAAUUCCAAUCCUUACAAGAAGUACAAGAUGCUUUACGUACUGCUGGUUUAGAAUCAUCAAAUUUAAUCAUUGGAAUUGAUUAUACAAAAAGUAAUACAUGGAAUGGUAAAAAAACAUUUGGAGGUAAAUGUUUACAUGAUAUUCAACCAGGUAUGUUAAAUCCAUACCAAGAAGCAAUUGAAAUUAUUGGCAAAACAUUAUCAGUAUUUGAUGAUGAUAAUUUAUUACCAACCUAUGGUUUUGGUGAUUCAAGAACUACCGAUAAGAGUGUAUUCUCUUUUACAACCGAAAGACCUUGUUUUGGUUUCAAUGAAGUUUUACAAAAAUAUAAUGAAAUCACUCCAUUGGUUUCUCUAUCAGGUCCAACUUCAUUUGCGCCAAUCAUUAGAGAAACAAUAAAUAUUACCGCUGCAGCAAAGGCAUAUCAUAUUUUAGUAAUCAUUGCUGAUGGUGAAGUAUCCGUUGUAAAUGAAACCAUUAAAGCUAUUGAAGAAGCUUCAAAAUAUCCAAUUUCAAUCAUUUGUAUUGGUGUUGGUGAUGGUCCUUGGGAUACAAUGGAGAAAUUUGAUGAUGAUUUACCAGAAAGACAAUUUGAUAAUUUCCAAUUUGUACCAUUCCACACAACAAUGGCAAAAGCUGAAAAUAGAGAAGUUGAUUUUGCAGUUGCCGCUCUUCAAGAAAUUCCUGAGCAAUUCCAAUAUAUCAAACAACUUGGUUUACUUUAA